Candida albicans SC5314 is the source of this 1872-nucleotide messenger RNA. RefSeq lists its product as uncharacterized. Lineage: Eukaryota; Fungi; Ascomycota; Pichiomycetes; Serinales; Debaryomycetaceae. The record is from RefSeq and is a predicted model, not a curated record. Gene Ontology annotation, molecular function: RNA binding. Bases 1 to 1872 code for a protein of 623 amino acids. The transcript has a single exon.
AUGAAAUUAGAGGCGCUGUCUUGUAGUUCCAACUCAAGUGAAUCUUCCACAAGUGAUUUAAUUGAAUCGUUUCCACCAUUAGAAACAACAGUAUCUCCUAAAGAAAACAUAAACUCAUUAUAUUCCAAUAAUCAGUGGCACGACAAGAUUGAUUCAGCUUCAUCUACCUUGUCUAGCAGCAAUAGUGGUAAACUGAAAGAAAAAUUUACCGCAAAACUUGCUAUUGAAAGUGUUGGGGGAAUGACAGCAUCAAAUAAGGCGUCUGAAUUAAACAGCGCUUACGUUAGGGGACGCCCUUCUGCUUGUGUUUUUGUCGCUAGUUUAUGUUCCAAUAUGUCUGACGACGCACUAUGUGUUUCAGUGACUGAUCAUUUUAAACAAUGGGGCACAUUAGCCACAGUCAAGGUUUUGCGUGACACUUGUAACCGCCCUUAUGCUUUUGUUCAAUAUACCACUGAUAGCGAUUCCAAAUUAGCUAUUGAGAAAGGUCACAACUCAGUAUUGGACGGAAGAAAUAUUCGGUGCGAGGCGGCUAAAGUUAAUCGCACAUUAUUCGUGUCAUCGAAAUCGUUUCUUAGCAAAAGUAUCAUUAGGGAUCGGUUGUCAAAUUUUGGUGAGAUCGAGGAGUUGCUCCCUAGUACAUCUAAGGGGGAGCUAUACAAUUCUGGUGUUGAUACUAGAGGUUAUAAGAAUUGGUUUUGUAAGUUUACUUAUCGUGAUGAUGCCAUUAGAGCUUACGCAAAUUUGACAGAAGAAGGUAUCUACAAGGUUGACUGGACACAGAAUAUUGACAAAUCCAAUGCACCACGGAAUGUUAAUGAGCCUGAACAAGAAUCUUUAAAGGUCAAAUUUGACAAGUAUUCUAUAUUUGUUGGUCAAUUGAGUCCAGAAGUAUCUGAGGAUCAACUUUCACAAAGAUUUGAAAGGCAUGGUGAAAUUCUUGACUUGAAUUUAAUUAAAAGAACGAAUAACACGUUUGCGUUCAUCAAGUUUAAAAGAGAGUCAAGUGCUGCUGGUGCUGUUGAAAGAGAAAACCAUUCUAUGUUUUGUGGUAAAACAAUGCAUGUGCAGUAUCGUGAAACUCAUAUCCAUGCUCCAAUACGUACUCGAAGCAAUUACAAUAAUGGUAUCCCAUUAGCUCCACCUCCAAUUAAUUUGAAUAAGAAAUCAUUUCAAAAAAAUGACUACGUCAAAUCUAAGGGUAUGAUUGAAAUGUCCAAACCAAAAUUCAACUCUUAUCCCUCGAAUAGCUUCAACAAAGGGUUUAAUAAAUUGAAGCAAUUCAAGAGUUUUAGACCAGGUAGUUAUGAAAAGAAAUUUGGCAAUACCAAAACUGAAAGUACUUGGCAUGCAUCACAAUUGAAUCUCAAAAGUGAAGUUUCAGAGUCGAGUCAGGUUGAAAAGAAGGCCAGCGGGGAUAUUCGUGUUCCAAGUGCUCCAAAUGAAAGCAGGGGAAGUGGUGCAAGUUCAAGAAAUAAUAGCAGUACUAGUUUCCCACCACCACCACCUACCACUACCACACCUGGGUUCCCAUUAUUUUAUUAUGUUCCUGCUGAUAAUGUUAAUUUUGCUAAUUCCUCUUCGGCAAAUCCACCUCCAUUUUAUAAUGUUUAUCCACAGUAUUAUCCUGCAACUGCUGCUGCUGCUGCCGCCGCCGUAGCCGCCGCCGCCGCUGCUGCAUCUGCAACAGGUGGUGCUAAUGGAAAUUUGCAAUAUGAUACACCAGGUUGUCCACCUUCUGGUGUAGCGAACGUAGUUGCUGGGAGUCCUGAAUUUUCUCUGAUUGCUUCACACCCUUCAUAUGGAGGAAUUGCUAAUUAUAUGUAUUAUCCAAAUGAACCAGAAAUGAAUAUAAAUGAUAAAAAAGUUUAA